GCAGGACCACGCGUGGGCGGAGCUUCCGGUGCGGCGGAGAGGGAGGCUGCUGCAGUCUUCCCCGGUAACGUGAGACAUCAGCCCCAGGCAGUGGGAGCAUGAAGCCCAGACCCGCGGUUUUCGUAGACAGGAAACUGAAGCAACGAGUCAUUCAGUACCUCAGUAGUAAUAGAUGUGGCAAAUAUGUGGACACUGGAAUCUUAGCAUCCGACUUGCAAAGAAUGUACAGUGUAGAUUAUGGUCGAAGAAAAAGAAAUGCUUUUAGAAUUCAGGUGGAAAAAGUGUUUAACAUAAUUAGUAGUGAGAAAGAACAUAAGAGUCUUAAAGAACUAGAAGAUGGACAUCUGGCAAAAAGAGCAAGACACGAUGAAGAUGAUGAGUACACUGAAAGCUAUUCUGAUGAUGAUUCAAACAUGGAAGAUUACCCAGAUCCACAGUCAGCAAAUCACAUGAACAGUUCCCUGCUCUCUUUGUAUCGGAAAGGAAACUCUGAUUCUGUUUCAACCACUCCAAAGUUGGAACAGAGAGAAGAUGCCACUUCAUCACCAUUGCUGUCUUCUAAAACGGACUCCAUGCCAUUGAAGACCCCUGCCCGAGAACCUGAGGGAGGAUGGUUUAUUGACAAAACCCCAGGUGGACAGAAAGAAAGUCUUCCCUUGGACCUGUCAGAUGACCAAAGCAACUGUAAAAAGCAGGAUCCUGGGAUUCAGAAUUUAAAGGAUUCUUCUCUUCUGGAAAGUGACAAGAAAAGGAAAAGUAGGGCAAGAGGCAAAGGAAACAAAAGAAAGACAGAGGGUCUUCAAGAAGCGGAUGGAGAGAUAGAAGCUAUUCUGCAAAAGAGAGCUAAAGCGAAGAGUACAGAGUUGCAGAUUUCCAGCGUGAAGUUUGAAGAUGUUGGAGGCAAUGAUGCGACAUUAAAAGAAGUCUGCAAGAUGCUCAUUCACAUGCGUCAUCCAGAGGUGUACCAGCACCUUGGUGUCGUGCCCCCUCGUGGAGUUCUUCUGCAUGGACCACCAGGCUGUGGGAAGACAUUACUUGCACAUGCGAUAGCAGGGGAGCUUGACUUGCCCAUUCUGAAAGUGGCUGCCCCAGAGAUCGUGUCGGGAGUGUCUGGAGAGUCUGAGCAAAAGCUCAGGGAUUUAUUUGACCAGGCCGUGUCAAAUGCACCAUGUAUUGUGUUCAUUGAUGAAAUUGAUGCAAUCACCCCCAAAAGAGAAGUUGCUUCAAAAGAUAUGGAACGAAGGAUCGUGGCCCAGCUUCUAACCUGCAUGGACGAUCUGAAUAAUGUGGCAGCUACAGCCCGAGUCCUAGUUGUUGGAGCUACUAACCGGCCAGACUCAUUGGAUCCUGCUCUGAGACGUGCGGGAAGGUUUGAUCGAGAAGUCUGCUUGGGUAUCCCAGAUGAGGCAUCCAGAGAAAGAAUUCUCCAAACUUUGUGCCGGAAACUGAGACUUCCGGAAACCUUUAAUUUUUGUCAUUUAGCACACCUGACGCCAGGCUUUGUUGGUGCUGACCUGAUGGCUCUUUGUCGAGAGGCAGCCGUGUGUGCAGUGCACAGGGUCUUGAUGAGACGGCAGGAGCAGCAGAGGACAGAGCCUGAGACAGGGGGUUUGCCCUCUGACGGAGAGCAGGGGAGAAGCCUGGGAGCAGAGCCCCCUUCUAAAACACAGGAUGAAUUACAAAGGCUGUUGGGGUUGCUAAGAGACCAAGAUCCCAUCUCAGAGGAGCAGAUGCAAGGACUGUGCCUCGAAUUAAACGAUUUCAUUGUUGCUCUAUCAGAAGUCCAGCCUUCUGCCAAAAGGGAAGGCUUUGUAACUGUCCCUAAUGUGACAUGGGCUGAUGUCGGUGCCCUGGAAGAUAUCAGAGAGGAGCUCACCAUGGCAAUAUUGGCACCUGUUCGCAACCCGGAGCAGUUCAGGGCGCUUGGUUUGGUGGCCCCAGCUGGCGUCCUCCUAGCCGGACCUCCUGGGUGUGGGAAAACGCUGCUGGCAAAGGCUGUGGCAAAUGAGUCUGGACUAAAUUUUAUAUCUGUCAAAGGCCCCGAAUUAUUAAAUAUGUAUGUCGGGGAGAGUGAGCGCGGUGUGCGACAGGUUUUUCAGCGAGCCAAGAACUCGGCGCCCUGCGUGAUAUUCUUUGAUGAGGUGGAUGCCUUAUGCCCCCGGAGAUCAGACCGAGAAACAGGUGCUAGUGUCCGUGUGGUGAAUCAGCUGCUGACAGAAAUGGAUGGUUUAGAAACACGCCAACAAGUUUUUAUUUUGGCUGCCACUAAUAGACCAGAUAUCAUUGACCCUGCUAUUCUGCGCCCAGGCCGGCUGGACAAAACACUCUUUGUGGGUUUGCCACCCCCAGCAGACCGUGUUGCCAUAUUAAAGACUAUUACAAAAAAUGGCACCAAACCUCCCCUGGAUGAAGAUGUAGAUUUGGAAGCAAUUGCUAAUGACCUUCGUUGUGAUUGCUAUACGGGUGCAGACCUUUCUGCUUUGGUCCGAGAAGCUUCUCUCUGUGCCCUGAGACAAGAAAUAACAGGACAGAAGAAUGGCAUUGGAACAGCUGAGCUGACGGUCAGUCAUAAGCACUUUGAAGAAGCUUUCAGGAAAGUGAAACCAUCCAUAUCAGUAAAGGUGAGAAACACUCCUCAGGGUCUAGAGAAGAGGAAUGAAAUGACAUCCAUUCAUAAGAACUCAGAAAUUUUAUCAUUUUAUUUUCUUUGUUUAUUUUUAUUGAAGGAUAGUCUCUUUGUCCAGCCUAAGCUAGCCUCAAACUCAUGAGACGCCUGCCUCAGCAGUCUAUGUUUCAGGAUUUCAGAUAUGUGCUGCAAUACCCCUCUUCACCGGCAUGUAUCAUAGUAGGCCAAAAUGUUAAAUGCUCACGUAAUGGAAGACAAUAAGUAUCUCUCAAAUAUAUUAUUAAAUAAACAGCAUAGGAAAUGUGUUAGAUUGUAAGCUUGAGCCACCAGGCCUAGCACAAUUGGCUUUUAAUUAUAAAUUCACUUUUAUUUUUAGUUUGUAUAUGGUAGGGAGCACACUUGUACCACAGCAUGUAAGCAUAAGUCCGAGGGUAACGUGUGAGAGUUCUCUGUAUUGUGUAGAGGGUAAGGAUUGAACUGUUGGCCCUAAGAUAGAUUCUAAGUAGCUGGAAAUAAAGCAGAACACAUUGUAAGUUUUCUUUUGGGAUAAAUAGGUAAGGGUGGGAUUGCCAUGUGACACGGAAAAGGUUCAUGUGGUGUCAGUGAGCUCCCACUAUAUACCUGCUACACUGACAGAACUCUGAAAGACUGACCACAGCAAGGGAGGUGAGGAGGAAGUUUC
Rattus rattus (black rat) is the source of this 3308-nucleotide messenger RNA. It is a transcript of the gene Nvl, whose product is annotated as nuclear VCP like. The coding region runs from base 99 to 2768 and encodes 889 amino acids. Gene Ontology annotation, biological process: ribosome biogenesis. The record is from RefSeq and is a predicted model, not a curated record. Lineage: Eukaryota; Metazoa; Chordata; Mammalia; Rodentia; Muridae. Gene Ontology annotation, cellular component: nucleus. Gene Ontology annotation, molecular function: ATP binding; RNA binding; ATP hydrolysis activity. The transcript has 22 exons.